Molecule: messenger RNA, 1778 nt
Organism: Thermothelomyces thermophilus ATCC 42464
Lineage: Eukaryota; Fungi; Ascomycota; Sordariomycetes; Sordariales; Chaetomiaceae
Product: glycosyltransferase family 31 protein
Exons: 2
Coding region: 216-1700 (494 amino acids)
Cellular component (GO): membrane
Molecular function (GO): glycosyltransferase activity
Source: RefSeq, a predicted model, not a curated record
AUUUUUUUCUGGAUCCAACAACCAGGCUGGCAGGGGUCCCGCGUUCAGGGGCAAGACUUGUUGCUUGCCAAAAACGGAAAGGGAGACGACUCGAGCAGUUGAAGUCUGACGCCCUGCUUGCUCGUCUCAUCGCUCAUUGACGGGCGCCACUUGCGCAGUAUCAAUAUCGUCGACGACCUCGCCUCCCAUUUAAGGAGGAGCUGCUUCGACGGGAGAUGAUCGUUACACACAAGAAUAACCGGCUUUUUCCGGUAAUCAUUAUCACAAUAUGUCUCUGGGCGGUAUACCGUCUCGUCGACCCGACGGUGAACAACUUCAGCAAUGCGCUCUCGAGAUGGAACUCGGACCAGCACAGCGACACGGGGUCCCCCUCACCGUCAGAACCGGAGACGGCUUCUCCUUCUACGUGGUCGGAUCCAACUUCGCCAGCACCAGGGUCUGCGUCGGCGACAGAGACUGCGGGGGGCCUAAGGGCCGAUGAGCACCCCGUUUACGGCAACCUGUCAGCCAACGAUGUGCUUCUGAUCUUGAAGACGGGCAGCACAUCCAUGUGGAAACGACUUCUUAUCCAUCUGGCAACGACCUUAUCCCCUUCCCGGGUCCCGCCAGAGAAUGUCGCGGUCUAUUCUGACCACCCGGAAAGAAUCGGCAACCUCGACAUCAUCGACGCCUUGGCGAACGUCUCUGCGGCCACCAAGGCCCUGCCCGACUUUGACGUAUACCAUCAGAAUCCCGAAUAUGCGGGCCACAAUGUGUACGUCGAGGCUGCCGGAGUCGACGGCGACAACUACGGCCCGCCGGGGGGCUGGAUCAUCGACAAGUACAAAUUCGUGCCCCUGAUGCAACAUGCCGGAGAAAACUGGCCCGAGGCCAAGUGGUACAUCUACAUGGAGGACGACGCCUAUCUCUUCCUGCCCAGUGUGCUCAGCUACCUGUCGGCCUUUGACUGGCGCGAGCCGCAUUACCUCGGGAGCUACGCGGCCAAGUCCGACAUUGUCUUUGCCCACGGCGGCGCCGGAUUUGCGCUCUCCCGCGGUGCCUGGGAUAAGACUUUUGGCCUCAACCCGAACUUGUCCGCCGAGUACGAGGAUUACACGGCCAGCCACUGUUGUGGCGACCAGGUGCUCGGCCAUGCUCUGAACACGUACGGAGUGCGGUUCGGGGAGAACGGGGGCGACGAGAAGUUCACUUGGGGCUUCAACCCGGUCGUGCACUGGCGGUUCGGUUUCAGCAGGUGGAACUGGUGCAGCCCCCUCAUGUCGUGGCAUAAGGUCCAUAACCGGGACGUUGCGCGUUACUUCGACUUUGAGAGUGCGUGGGACUUCAGGAAACCGCUUUUCCACCGCGACUUUUUCAUGGCCAUGAUUGCUCCCAACCUUCGGAAGAGGGCUGAAUGGUGGGAUAACCAGUCUGGUUUGCUCAGGGUCACGUCAGCGAACAAGGCGUCUCCCCCCACUCCCGAAACGGACUUCGACAUGGCACUAUGGAACAAUGCAUGGGAGUCUGCAGAUGCGUGCGAAGCGGCCUGCGAAUCCUGGGUCUCGUGUGUCCAAUGGAGUUAUGUCGAAGAUCUGUGCAGUAUGGACGACAAGGUCAUGAUGGGUCAAGGCUAUGCCCCGGCCAUGUCGGAACGGAAAACUGCCCUGAAAACAACAAGUGGCUGGCUCAUAGAGAGACUCGAUGAAUGGAAGUGUGAAUAAAGCAUUAAUUAAAUAAUUAAGUGAGAAAUAUCGAACCGGGUUUUUUUCUUUAUUUUCUUUUUAGGAUGGGAAUGUAUG